Messenger RNA from Lachancea fermentati, 1950 nucleotides. The record is from the annotation of a GenBank genome assembly. Lineage: Eukaryota; Fungi; Ascomycota; Saccharomycetes; Saccharomycetales; Saccharomycetaceae.
AUGUCACGGGUGGCACGAAGAGGAAAAGGCCCAAAGGAUCAAAAUCAAGCCGAUGAAUUAGCCCAUGAAUCAUCUACGAUUCUUGCGUCUGUUUUGAAGACGUUGGAUCUAACUCUAGAGCGGGACAUUGGAAUGCUUAAUGGUAAACAUGUUCGCUCGAUUCCAAGUGAAAACUCUUUAGUUAGCCUUCAAGACUGCAUUGAAAAGCUUGAUAAGACACUUGAGAGGAUAUCGAAGAGUGAUGAGGAUACGGUAAAAGGAAUCGAGGAGAUCAUUGAAGCUCGCAAGGAAGCUGCACGCUCGGCCGCAACAAUAACAGAAACACCAACUACCGCUCCACCUCAGGAGAAGAGCACAGAGUUGCCAAGUGAUGAAGAUACUAGUGUCGUUCACAAGAGGCAAACGAACAGAAAAAGAUCCUUAAAAAUGGAGGACGAGGAUGACGAAGAUGUCAAUGUUAACAGACUUCAAAAGACGGAAAAUUUUGAAACUUCAGAUGGGCAUAUUGAAAAGAAAUCGAAAUCCGAGGUUGAACGAAUUGAAAACGAUCCUUCUGUUAAAAAUCCAAAAUCAGAAUUUGUCGUAUCACAAACAUUACCUGCCGCAGCAAUUUCUCUAGGCCUAUUUACAGAGAAAGGGCUCGAAAGCACCGGUGAAGAUUUUUUUAAGAAAAAGUAUGGUGUUGCAAGUUAUCCUACCAAUGAUCUCAAGGAUCUCUUACCAGGUGAAAUACCUGAUAUGGAUUUUUCAAGACCGAAGCCAACCAACCAAAUACAAUAUAGUACAUUCCUGACCUCUGUGGAUAAUUUUUUUCGGGAUUUCUCAGAUGAUGACAUCAAGUUCUUGAAACAGAAGUACUUAAUACCUCCAAACAUUCAGGUUGAGAAAACUUACGAUCCUGAAGUAACACCAUACGUCAUUCCAAAACUUGGCCCACUGUACACGGAAUUAUGGGCAAAGGAGGACAACAAUCAAAAUAUAGCAAAUUUGUCCCCUCCUCCGAUCAAUGAUCCGUCAAGCAUUUUGCCAAAGAAAUCAGGCAAUGAUAUUUCAGAUGAGGUAUUAGACACAGAAGAAGUCUCUUGUGGCCCAUUCGUUUCAAGACUCUUAUCGGCAAUUUUAAGAGACGAAAUUGCACAACCUGCGAAUGACAAUGUGAAGGAAGAGAAUGAUGAUCAAUUACUGGACGAGGAGGCGAAAAGUAUUACACCAGCAGCGACUGUUAUAGCCACAACGCCAUUGAGUGAAGUUGAUGAUAUCAAAACAUUGGCUGCUACAUCUACCAGUGCAAUACCGCAACAACAGGGAUGGAAAGUCAAUAGCAUUAAUUUGGAUUAUCCAACCUUUGAAGAAAGGCUUAAAAGAGAGUUGAAAUACGUUGGCAUAUACAUGAACUUACCGAAAGAUGACGAUGCGCACUCAAAUGGAGACCCAGAUUGGCUGACGGGUCGUGAAGAUGAUGAAAUCAGCGCUGAGCUUCGCGAAUUACAAAAUGACCUCCGGCAAGUGACAAAAAGAAACCUAAAGCGUAAGACUGUGCUUAUCCCCUUGGUAGAGAGACAAUUGGCUUGGCAAGAGUACUCAUCUAUUCUAGAAGACUUGGAUAAGCAAGUCGACCAAGCCUACAUAAAACGCAUACGAGUUCCAAAAAACAAGAAAAAGAAGCAACAGGCUACCGCUUCGACAGGUUCAACAUCACAGGCGGCGAUUCAAGCUGCACAUCAACAAGCAGCCAACUCGAGCUUGAAAUCAUUACUAGAUAAGAGGCGAAGAUGGAUCAGUAAAAUAGGACCGUUGUUUGAUAAGCCCGAAAUCAUGAAACGCAUUCCAAAGGAAAGCGUUUUUAGAGAUUUGGAUCAAGAGGAGGAAGAGGAGGAGGCUGACGUGUUUGGGAGUAACGGAAGCAACAAGGAUGACGAACUGACGGACAGUUUACAGAAUAAAGAAUAG